AUGUUGUGGUAUCUACCAUGGUCUGAAAGUAUUAAAAAAAGAGCCUGCAGGUAUCUGCUACAACGCUAUCUGGGAAAUUUCCUUGAAGAAAAAUUGACUUUGGAUCAGCUGAGUGUCGAUCUAUACAAUGGAACAGGAACUGUAUGCGAUGUCAGCCUUGACUGCGAGGCACUCAAUGAACUGGGUGAUUCACAAAAUUGGCCACUGGAAAUAGUUGAUGGACAAAUGAAAGAAAUAACAGUAACCAUACCCUGGUCAACUUUACUAAAAGAUGAUUCAAUUGUUGAAGUCAAUGGACUCUCACUCACAGUACAACCCAAAGUUCGAGCUGAACCAGUAUCUUCAAUGCUGGAAUCAAUGUGGUCUUCAAUGUCAUCAUCAAUGCAACUUGCUGCUGAGUGUCUCCGGGAAGAAGCUGGUCCACAAGAAUCAAAUCCAGUGGAGGGUAUUGAAAUGUUCGCACAUGCUAUCGAUUCUGUUUUGAGCAGAGUGAAAGUUAAAUUUGUUAACACUAAAGUAAGAAUUGAGCAUGUGCCGAAAAAUGGCGUCCGAGGAAUUGCUUUAGAAAUUCACAUACAAAACAUUGAUUACUUUGAUGAGGCUGGUGCAGAACCCGUUCCGGAAACAACUGACCCCGGCAAAUCCAAAACCUAUAUUGUUGCAACAUACACUAACAAAAAAAUUAGAUUUGAUGGAGUGACCCUCUAUGUAGAUGAAUUUCCAUCAAAGCUGCGAACUAUGGCCAGAAGUCUUACUAUGGAAAAGUCAGUUUCGUCACAAGCCGAUAAAUCUGACACUGCAGCUGAGACACCGGAUGUAAGUUACCAAAGCACUCUAUCGGACGUGUUUUAUGAAACAAAAAGUGUGAUAUCAACCAUUGAGUCCGAUCCAGUAAAAGAAAUAAUUGGAGAAGAUAGAAGCCAUUCAGUAUCGAGAGAAGCUACUCCAGAAGAGAAGUCUAGUCAGCCUGAACCAAUAGUAUUUGCUAAAUUAACAGGCCAACAAGAAUUGGCACUUAAACUGAAAUAUUCAGAAGAAGUCGAGGGUCCAAAAGUUGAAGUGAAAGUGUUGUUAGGAUCACUGAUACUCUUUUUGACGCCAAGACAGUUACACACUCUUAUAGAACUCGUUGAUGCGCUAAAUCAGCCAGAUUUAGAAGAUACAAGCAAUUUACCCCUUCGCCCAAGUGGCGUAAAUACACAGUGUAAACCAAUGAAGCAAGCAGAUUUUCAGUUAAUAGAAGCUCAGCUACAAGGAAACUUGGAAAGGCAAGCUAAACCAACACACAUGUAUGGAUGGUCAGGACCUAGUUUUGAGGACAGUGACGCUGAGAGUGAGAAGUUUCAUCCUAUGACGUCUUUCGGCAACCCAAUGACGGAGAGUUUUACAUCCUCGGUCAGUUCCAUGAGCAACAGUAUGACGUCCAGUGUCAAUGUCCUUACUUCACAACCUCGAAUCAAGAGAAAUAAGAAAGUUCCAUACAUUGAUGGAGAUCCAACAGCAGAAGUGUCGCAUGUUAGUCUAAGAAUGGCCUCGUUCUCCUGCGUGUUACUUCACAAGGAUAUCCUAGCUUCGACACCAAUGGGAACAGAUUACGUGUCACCCGCUUCCGCGUCCAAAAUGCAACAGGCCUCUAGGGAAUUUUUCGACAGUGUCGAAACGUUCUGUCGGAACGACGAGCGAAGAGAAAGUCACAGAGUCAACGAUGCAUUGGAUAAAGCCACCAAAAGAAAUCAUUUAAGAAUACUCACCACGGAAAUGAGUUUGGACGGAAGCGAAAAGGUGACAUCGCACGGUAGUCAGACGAUGUGUGAAGCGGCCAUAAAGAAUGCACUGGUUCGAGAAUGCCUCUAUUUCCAACAAGAAAAUCCUGAUGACGUGAGACUGCAGUGUUUCGAUAUUAUAAAAUUCGAAAAUAAGGAUGACGCGGAAAUGGGAAGUGCAAUUUCAGCGCCAAAUAUAAAAAUAAACUUUAAACAAACAUCCAAAUAUAUGAGAGUAUCUGGAGAAAAGAAACUGGUUUCCCCGACAACUGACAUUGUAGUAAAGUGCACUCCGUUCUACGUGGACGUAGAACUCACAUUGAUAGAGCGCAUGUCGGCAACUUUCUUCCCAUCGAAAAGCACUACUACAGCGCAUGUAUCCACACCACAGAACCAUAUGAAUAUGGCAUUACAUUGCCCACAACUCAAUGUUAUACUCAGGUUCCCAAUAGCGGACCUCCGGCCAGGAAUAAGUGUUGAGAGUCGUCGCGUACGUGCAGACUACCUGUUGUUCCGCCUGCACGCAGCCACGGCGGGCUGCCUGCAGCUGGCCAGCGUGCGCCCGCUGCCCACCACGCUCACGCUCAAGGCAACUACGCUCGACCUGUUUUACUGUGAAAAUGAGCACUUACCUCCUACACACGUAGCGCAGUCAACAAUGGACGACACGUCUCUGGAAGGAAAUAUUUUAAAAGGAAAUACAACUACACCACUGCCUAUGAUAUCACUAACAUUCCAACCGCGGGAAUCAAACAGGGGCCCCUUUGACUCGCUACACGACGAACUAAAUUUCGAUCCGAAAGUGCUUAACCCCAUGACCACGUCCAUGUACAUAAUGAACAACUUGAAGAGUACCCUGCCUAGCCCGUUCAGUGGGAAGAAGAUGGCGCAUCAGAGUAUAACGAAACAAGAGGACAGUCAGCAAGUCCAAGAAGAAGACCUAAUCGUGCCAGGCACGGAGGAAGAAAUGGCUGAAUUCACAAACAGUUCCGUUGAAAACUCAUCUAUACACCUUGAUUUCAACUUGCCGAUACUCAGUUUGCAGCUCGAAUCUAAACAACUAUAUGAGAUAAUUUACAAUAGGAUAAACUCAGACCUUUUACUUUGGGAGCCACAAAUAGUAGACCAGUUUGAGAUUAGUCCGCACAUCUGUGGAACCAUCUACCCCGCCUUUGGUAUGUGCAAAGGCGCCGGAUAUGACUCAGACACGGACAGUUCAUCUUCGGAAGAAGACAAUCUUUAUUACUCUACCUACGACAAUAAACUCAAAAAGGGUAUUGGCAACACCAAACCGUUGCCUGAAAACAAAGAAAGCGAGAGUCACAACUUCUGUUUGACUCUUAAAAUCGGGAAAGGGUUGCUGACUAUCUUCGCUCCUGUACGGGACUCCAAUAAACGCGUGGUCCCUGGGCAAAUGGGAGAACUUGUCUUGGAAGCACACAAGUUGAGCAUGUGCCAAGUGAGUGGCCUUAAUGGACGCGCAAAAACUGCUCAACUGUGUCUUAGAUCCGGAAAAAUGACGCUAUACCAUGAACCUGUCCUCAGUAUACCAUCAGAGAAGCCUCCUCUACGCCUGUACGGUACAACUUUGCCGUUAUAUUUGAAGAGCACUAUAUUUCCAUCAAGCAAGGGUGUAAUCAUAAAAGAGCGUCUCCAAGCUAAAGAUAUGUUUUCCUUAGCACUCAAGACUGAACCUGACAAUGAGACACCUAAUUUGAAGACGAUAUGUAUAGCGAUGGGUAUAGAACAAGCAACGUUGCGUCACCGUGGCGACAAAGGCAUUGCUUGGCUGACCCAACUCAUGGAUGUCUUGGAUGUGCUGGACUACCCAGUACCUGGCUACACGCCUUCUAUAGUGCUGUCGGAGUUGCAUGUUCACGUGUGGGAUUGCGCAGUCGAUUACAGACCACUCUAUUUGCCAAUACGUACAGUUUUAACGCUCGGCAACUUCAGCGUGUCCAGCAACUUGAUACCGGAGACGAAUACAUCAUACCUCCGCUUCUUAGCGCAGGAGUGCACUUUGUUCCUGUCCCAUUUGACGGGCAGCAAGGCGAACACGACCGUGCCACAAGACGACGACAAGGCCCCCGACAUAAAGAGGGACUAUGUUUGCGUUAUCGAUGUUGGACUCUUUGAGUUGUCACUCAGAACAGAGGACAAAUCCAAUGGUCAGAGGGGCAGCGAGCAGCCGCGCGUGGAGCUGACGGCGAGCAACAACCAGGUGAGCGUGCACACGUGCUGGGACUCGGCGUCGGCGCUGUGCCGCCUGCUCACGUACGCGGCGAGCGACGGCGACGCCGCGCCGCCGCACGCCUCGCACUCGCCGCGCAGCAGCCUCGCCGACCUCGCGGACGACCGCCUGCUCGGUCUGGACGAUAGACCAAUAGAAGAAAUUAGGGAGCUAUCCCCAAGUGAAAUUCAACAAGUAAAUGAUCUCAUGGCUGAAGCAAUGAAAGAAAGCCCUAAUAAUAUGAUAGAUGAAGAUGAACUAAAUAGUUCAACGGAAAAGGAGGGAGUUGAAAUAUUUUUCUUCCCUGACGAGUCGAAUAUGAAGACCAAACAGCUCUCUUCUGAAACCUUGAACACAGAAGCCGAACCGAAGUCCAUAGAUUUUGAAGAUACUCCGCCUAUCACUGCCGAGGAGGUUCUUGAAGAAAAACCUGCCGCCGCACAAUCUACAAAAGAUAUUACAGAUCCGCCAACCACACCGAAAAGCACACCACGAAAAUCGAAACGUAAAAAGAUUAAAUCUUCUGGCGACGGUAGCAACACAGACGAUGAAUAUUGCAUUGUAGAGAAGAGUGCAUACGGCCAAGACAACGAAAUGGAUGAGCCAGUCGUGAACUGGAUAGGCCCUGGACCAGUUUAUAUGGUUGACAACCAUUUCACAGUGCCUGCUGCCAGAACUGAUGUACUAAAGGCGCCUAAAAGUUUUCCAAUGCCGAUGUUACGGUACACACUGUGUGAGAUGAGUUUAACCUGGAACAUGUACGGUGGCCAUGAUUUCAAGAAUGCCGGGGACACGACUACCGCCAAAAAGACUGUCACCAUUGAAGGCGACAAACGGAAACAAGGAUCGCCUAUCAUAUCAAAACGAAGCAAAGAGUACGAGCCGUACGAAAGUGGACAUGCAAUGUCUGAAACGUACCGGCACGGCGUUAGCUGGACGGCGGGCACCGAGCGGGUGCGGAGUGUGGCGCCGCCACACCGUGAGCUUCGGACUCGUGGUGGCGUGCACCGCGACCACCACACCUGCGUCAAGCUGCGCCUAGCCAAGGUGAAGUUUCAACACGAAGUGUACCCUUCUGGGGGGACGCAAGCGUCCCGUCAGACCCUCGCAAUCACGAAGAUAGAGGUGUUGGACCGGCUUGUGUGCAGCGACAUCAAUAAACUACUCAGUCAGUACAAGCUCAAGGAUGAACCUGAGAGAAAGAAUGCGUAUAUGUUGGUGGUGAAAGCGGUCCACCUGCGUCCCGACCCGGCGUUGAGCGCUCAGGAAUGCUGUCUCAAAGUGUCGCUGCUGCCGUUACGGUUCAACCUCGAUCAGGACACGCUUGCCUUCCUCGUCGGAUUCUUUUCCAAGCUCGGCUCUGACGAAUGCGGUGAAGACGAAACAAAGAGUGCAAGCGGUCUAUCGACGGAUUCUAGCGGAUCCCGUCAGACGACGCCCACGCACCGGCCGCCAGUAAUGAGCAUCGCCAGCCACUUACGGGAUCCUCCGCCGACGCCCACUUCCUUGGGCGAUGCGGACUCGCUAUCGCUUAAUGAAACUGUGAUCCGCGAUGAUGAGCCACUUAUGGAGACCUACGAAGCUGAACGCUUGGUCUCUGAGAACUUGAUCCAACUGGAGGAGGACUUCCAGAAGCUCGGCAUUAAUCAGGAGAAACCAACCACCAGGCUUCCAGUGGAAACGGAGACGGUUGACGACUCGCCUAUCUAUUUCAGACGCGUAGUGUUCUCGCCUGAGGUGCCGAUCCGGCUGGACUACGUGGGCAAGCGCGUGGAUCUAUCGGCCGGGCCCGUAGCCGGCCUGCUCAUGGGCCUCGGACAACUCAACUGUUCCGAGCUCACUCUCAAGAGGCUCGACUACAAGUUGGGCUUAUUGGGAUUAGAAAAACUAGUCCAGUGGGCUUUACACGAGUGGCUGUCGGACAUCAAGCGACAUCAGUUACCCGGUUUGCUUAGCGGAAUUGGACCCAUGCAUUCUCUUUUACAACUAAUAACGGGCAUCCGCGACCUGGUGUGGCUGCCGGUGGAGCAGUGGCGGCGCGACGGGCGGCUGGUGCACGGGCUGCGGCGCGGCGCCGCCUCCUUCACCGCGCGCACCGCCGUCGCCGCGCUCGACAUCACCGCGCGCCUGCUGCAGCUCAUACAGGUACCGUACAUAUGUAUGGUGGGGGGGGGCGGCUGGGGGUGCGGCGCGGCGCGCCUCACGGACGGUGCCCGGACAUCACCGCGCGCCUUCAGGUACCGUACAUAUGCGACGGCGGAGACGGCGCUGGACAUGGUGAGCCCGGGCGCGGCGCUGGCGCUGCCGGCGGCCAGCGCGCGCCGCGAGCGCCGGCGCCGCCGCGACUCCGCGCGCCCGUACGACCUGCGCGAGGGCGUCGCCAGCGCCUACCACACCGUGCGCGAGGGUUUCGCGGAGACAGCGGCAUCUAUGUCUCUGGCAGCGCGGUCGUCGCGUGUGGGCGUGUUGCGGCAGCUGCCCGGUGCGGCCGUCACACCCCUGGCGCUGGCGGCAGCGGGCGCGGCCGACGUGCUCGGCGGCGUGCGGGCCGCGCUCGCGCCGCACCUGCACCGCGACCACGAGGACAAGUGGCGCCGCCCAGACUCCACUGCAGAAUAG
Molecule: messenger RNA, 6612 nt
Organism: Parnassius apollo (apollo)
Lineage: Eukaryota; Metazoa; Arthropoda; Insecta; Lepidoptera; Papilionidae
Source: the annotation of a GenBank genome assembly